Molecule: messenger RNA, 252 nt
Organism: Spirodela intermedia
Lineage: Eukaryota; Viridiplantae; Streptophyta; Magnoliopsida; Alismatales; Araceae
Source: the annotation of a GenBank genome assembly
AUGUCGAACGCCGUCCAGUACAUCCAGAAGGUGAGCGGCGCGAUCACGCAGCCCAUGGCCGUGCCGAUCAGCUGCGACACGAACAUGGAUCUCGGCGAGGAGAGCGUCAGGUAGCCCGUCUUGAAGUCCUGCAUCAGAUCGGCGGCGGUGGAGACGAUGGACAUCAUGACGCCGCAGGCAGCGAGGCCAGCGACGACGCCGCCGUCGGAGCCGACCAGCGAGGCGAAGGCAAAGAGCAUGAUCUUGCCGUAG